UUGAUUGUAUACACCUGUGUCCAUGGAGGGGAUUGGAGCACCUGAGUCACAUGAUAGGGAGGGGAUUGGAACACCUGAAUUACAUGAUAGGGAGGGGAUUGGAACACCUGAAUCACAUGAUAGGGAGGGGAUUGGAACACCUGAAUCACAUGAUUUGGAGGGGAUUGGAACACCUGAAUCACAUGAUAUGGAGGGGAUUGGAACACCUGAAUCACAUGAUUGGGAGGGGAUUGGAACACCUGAAUCACAUGAUAUGGAGGGGAUUGGAACACCCGAAUCACAUGAUAUGGAGGGGAUUGGAACACCCGAAUCACAUGAUAUGGAGGGGAUUGGAACACCUGAAUCACAUGAUUUUGGCCCAAUACUUUUGGUAACAUAGUGUAUAUAAUAUAA
Messenger RNA from Staurois parvus, 393 nucleotides. Lineage: Eukaryota; Metazoa; Chordata; Amphibia; Anura; Ranidae. The record is from the annotation of a GenBank genome assembly.